Molecule: messenger RNA, 3216 nt
Organism: Paralichthys olivaceus (Japanese flounder)
Lineage: Eukaryota; Metazoa; Chordata; Actinopteri; Pleuronectiformes; Paralichthyidae
Gene: btr01
Product: bloodthirsty-related gene family, member 1
Biological process (GO): protein ubiquitination
Cellular component (GO): cytoplasm
Molecular function (GO): zinc ion binding; protein binding; ubiquitin protein ligase activity
Source: RefSeq, a predicted model, not a curated record
GCCUGUCAACACAGACGUCUUGUGUUUAUAUUUUUACCCACUGACAGAAACAAUCACUGCUGUGAAAUCUCUUCAGUCCUCACAACAGUUUAGCAGCGGGUGGUUAUGGCGCUGCCUGCAGGCUUUCUGUCUGAAGACCAGUUCACCUGCUCCAUUUGUCUGGAGGUGUUCACCAACCCAGUAUCAACGCCAUGUGGUCACAGCUUCUGCCAGGCCUGCCUCUCCUCUUACUGGGAGGGAGUGGGAGGAAAGAUCUUCCAGUGUCCCCUCUGUAAGGAGUCCUUCCGCAAGCGCCCAGAGCUUCAGAUCAACCGAACCCUGAGGGAAAUCACUGAACGAUUCAAGGAGAUUGCCAAUUCUAGAAUGGCAAUGGAUGACAGAGGUGGAGAAGGAGUGGAGGACACCAACUCUCAUCCUCACCAUCAUCACAACCCGGCCACGAGGCCAGGAGAGAUGCCGGAGAGCAUCUUUACCGAGAUGAUGACACGUUUCCAACAGCUACCAGCUCAUCCCAGUGACUCUCACGACCAAAGCCCCAACAGAGUCAAUUCUCAAAUGGCCUUCAGGGCUCAGAGCACAGAGCAGCUCGAUCCACCUCCAUCCUAUUCAUCUCUCCGCAGGUACACUCUGAGCGGUCCAAGUGAAUCUUUGCCCAGUCUGCCUCUGUGUCCCCUCCACCUGAGAGCUCUUGAGUUCUUCUGUCGCGCUGACAACUCGUGUGUGUGCAACUUGUGUGUGGAGGCAGGAGAGCACAAAGGACACACCGUCAUCCCCGUCAAGAGGGAGUGGCACAUCAAGAAGGCCCAGUUAGAAAUUGAGGAGGUGGAGCUGAGGGAUCUGAUCUGUGAGAGAGAGAGGAAAGUGGAGGAAAUACAGGGAUCCUUACGAGAGAUACAGGCUGCUGCUGAUAGAGAGACCUAUGAGGCUGUGUGUGUGUUCUCCAAACUGAUCUCCAGUGUGGAGCACUGCCAAGAUGAAGUCAUGGAGGGGAUAGAGAUGAGUCAUCGAGCAGCCAAGCACAGAGCUCAGAGUCUGCUGAGAGAGCUGGAGGAGGAAAUCGCUGUGCUGAAGAGGAGGAGUACAGCACUGAGCCAGCUGGCUGGAUCUGGAGACUGCAUAGACUUUCUCAAGACGUUCUCUGGCCUGUCCACCCCUCCUCCAGCUAAGGACUGGUCCAGUGUCUCUGUGUCGUCCGAGCUGACCUCAGGGCUGAUUCUACAAAACCUCAGUCUAAUGAUGGAGAACUUUCAGGAAGAGAUGCGCAAACUGCCAGAACUUAGCCAGCAGUCGUCAUUGGACGUAUCUGUACCCAGACCAAACCCAAAGAUAAGGAGGGUUCAGGAAUACGCAGCUGACAUCACUUUAGACCAAAACACAGCCCAUCCACGUCUCAUCAUCUCAGUAGAUGGAAAGCAGGUGCACUGCGGUGACCGUCAUCAGCUGGUUCCAGACUAUCCUGAGCGCUUUGAUCGGGUGGUGUGCGUGCUGGCCCGCCAGGGCUUCAGCUCAGGACGACAUUACUGGGAGGUCGAGGUUGGAGGAAAGACAGACUGGGACCUGGGAGUGGCAAGCCGGUCUGUCAAUCGGAAGGGCAAAAUCAGCGUAAGCCCCGCCCAUGGUUAUUGGUUCCUCAGCCUGCGGGAUCGGACCGACUUUGCCUUUCGAACGGAACCCUCAACCAACCUCUCAGUCAACCUCAGACCUUCACGGAUUGGAAUCUAUGUGGACUGUGACAAGGGACUGGUGUCCUUCUACAAUGUGGAGGCCAGAGUGCUCAUCUAUACAUACACAGAUAGUUUUCCUGACACCAUCCAUCCAUUCUUCAGCCCCUGUACUAACAAGUCAGGAAGAAAUGAGGGUCCACUAAUCAUUUGCUCUGUUGCAAUGACAGAAUGAAAAGAGUUAACAUUUGAAGGAAAUCUUUAGUAAUGAGGAAUGCUGUCACAGACAAACACCGGGAACAGCUUUAAUCAAAGCUUCACCUCAUUCCCUCAUGACAAUAGAGCAGACAGCAAACAGACUGUUGAUGUUGACGAGGGCGUCCCUCAUUCAAGACUCAAGGCAGCACUGGUCAAUACUGCUGUUAUAAUAAUAUUUAGUGCUGAAAGUCUUGAAGAAUCUUGACACAGCAUUAGGUGCAUGAAAAAGAAAGAGUAAAUGCGGCUGUGAUUCAAAUUAUCCACAUCAUUUGGCUGAAGUUAGGUUUCAAAGCACAGCAUAUGUUGGCAUGUUAACAGGGAUGUGCUGUGGGCAACGUCUGCUUACUGAGGAUGAUUCCUCAAAUAUGCCAUAAAGUGUUUUCCGCCCUCUUCAGGCUUCCAUUGAGCAUCAUGCUACAUUUCUGGCUGAGCUGGUUUAAAGCAUGCACUUCAUUUAAAAGUCAUAAAAACUAUUUAUUGACAGCUCAUCAGUCCAGCAGUUAGACCUGAGUCAUUUCAGGUGCACGUGUGAAUUGGUGUCUUCCUCCCUUGGUAAUGAAAUUAUGUCCCAUGCAUAAAAGUAGAAUUUCAAGGCUCUGAGAAUCUUUCACAAAUAUGAAAACGCCCAUGAGUGAAAAGUAGAGAAAGACUGAUAAUUAACCUUUUUUGCAGGUUAAGGUUACCAGUCAGUUGUUUUUACGGAGGCCUCCUUUAUAAAGGAAAUCUAUGAGGGGGUUGUAGAGUGGGGGCAAGAUGGCAGCCAGCUAACUCUCUGCCACCUUGCCUGUUUUAUGUCCAUUGAUGAAGCUCUUAUGUGUUGAUAUGCUGUUUGUAUAACAGUGAACAUGUUCCAACACUAACAAUAUCAGUUCUAGGUAAUUUAACCCAAAAUAAUUUAAUUCUAUCUUUCUUUAUUAAAUGUGUAGGUUUUCUCUGCUGCUGACCGUGGUUUCCCGUGGGAGUGGGUGCUCUCUGUUUCAGCUGUUGUUUGGUUUACAAGUCGAGAGGUUGUAUCUUCACACUACUUGUUAAUCUCUGUCUGCUUAAUCUUUUCAGUAGCUUGAUGUCUAACUUACUUCUCAUGAGUUUCUAUACUGUGGUAUGUUGAAUACAAUAAAUGUUAUUUUAAAACAUUAACUUAAACAUUAAUGGAACAUCACUGUGGACUCUUCGUUUGCUGUUGUCAGAAUAUUGAAGGAAAAAUCAAGUAGAUUUAAUUCACAGAGAGAUUGUUUAUGGAAAGAAAUUUUAAGAGUGGAAUUCUUGAAUAACAUGUACUUCAUCAGAUCAAAAUGCC